UUGAGGCUUCAAGGCCUUGGGUUCAGGGGUUAGAUCACCGAAUAUAUAUGGAAGACCACCAGGUUGACUCCUCAAUCUCAUUCCUACCUCAUUUGGAGGCCAAGAUCCGCCAGACACACAACCUUGCACGCCUCCUGACCAAAUAUGCAGAACAACUGCUGGAGGAAUAUGUGCAGCAACAGGGAGAGCCCUUUGGGUUGCCGGGCUUCUCACCACCGCGGCUGUCGCUGGCCGGCCUGAGUGGCCCAGCUCCGAGCCAUGAGGGGCUACCGGUGUCCGAGCGGCUGCGGCAGGAUGCAGCCGCCUUGAGUGUGCUGCCGGCUCUGUUGGAUGCCGUGCGCCGCCGCCAGGCGGAGCUGAACCCGCGCGCCCCACGCCUGCUGCGGAGCCUGGAGGACGCGGCCCGCCAGGUUCGGGCCCUGGGCGCCGCGGUGGAGACGGUGCUGGCCGCUCUGGGCGCUGCAGCCCGCGGGCCCGGACCAGAGCCCGUCGCCGCCGCCACCCUCUUCACGGCCAACAACGCUGCAGGCAUCUUCUCAGCCAAGGUGCUGGGGCUCCACGUGUGCGGCCUCUAUGGCGAGUGGGUGAGCCGCACGGAGGGCGACCUGGGCCAGCUGGUGCCAGGGGGCGUCGCCUGAGAGUUAAUACUUGUUCUUGCAGACUCGCUCUGUCCGGCCUCUUUGGCUUCUAAUUCUCUGUCUCUCCAUCUGUGUCAUCCGUAUGUGUUCUUGGGCUGUCCCUAUCUUUCUGCAUUGUAUGGCCUCUUUCUCUUCUGCUCUCCUCUCCUCUCAGGGAGCUUCUUGUGCCCACCAGUUUCCCAUUGUGUGUCUUUCUCUGCCGUCUUGAACUCUUCUGUCUCCGAGAGGUUUCUGCUUCUGUUUCCUUGUCUCGGUUCUUUCUUUGCCUGCUUGUUUG
This is a messenger RNA of Arvicanthis niloticus (Nile rat), 915 nucleotides long. RefSeq names its product cardiotrophin 1 (gene Ctf1). NCBI's taxonomy places the organism in Eukaryota, Metazoa, Chordata, Mammalia, Rodentia, Muridae. Gene Ontology annotation, biological process: positive regulation of tyrosine phosphorylation of STAT protein; cell surface receptor signaling pathway. Gene Ontology annotation, cellular component: extracellular region. The record is from RefSeq and is a predicted model, not a curated record. Gene Ontology annotation, molecular function: cytokine activity.